This is a messenger RNA of Penaeus indicus, 967 nucleotides long. RefSeq lists its product as uncharacterized. The coding region runs from base 170 to 553 and encodes 127 amino acids. NCBI's taxonomy places the organism in Eukaryota, Metazoa, Arthropoda, Malacostraca, Decapoda, Penaeidae. The record is from RefSeq and is a predicted model, not a curated record. The transcript is spliced from 3 exons.
GGCCUUACAGUACGAAGAGAUGUGAGAGUGAUCAGUGAAUGCGAUUGAACAUAUUCGACAAGAAGAUUGAAUAAAAAAAUAGGAAAAAAAGAGAGGAAAGGAUAUCGAUCAACUAAAAACGAGAUGAGAAGAAAACUUUCUUAGACUGUUUAUACAUCGACUCACAACGAUGGUUCAACGGAGUCUGAUCUGCUCUUUGUUUGUUGUGGUAUUGAUAGCUGCGGCAGGAGGAGAGAGGAGCGAAUACAGUGGAAAUACAGUGGAUUACAAAGACUUUCAACUACCGCAUUUGCAAGAUGAGGAAAACGACCCACAGCAGACGAUACGGAUUAAGACGGUGGAGACGAUUUUAGUACAUGACCCAGGCCACAGACAGAUGGUGUUAGUGGCUGUGCUUGGAACGUGCGUGGGGCUUCUAGGAGGUUUCAUGAUAAUGGUCCUUCUCUUUUGCUGCUGGAACUUCAUGGCAAGAAGAGAACCAGGCAUAUUAUUGUACUUCGACAAGUCCAACAACACCUACCGGAGCGGUGAUGUCAUUGAUGGAGGAGUCUGAUAACAGCAUGAGAACAACAGGAUAACAGAGCCACGUGGUAUUCCCCAUAAAAAAAGAGAGAAAGGACGAAAGAAAGACAAAAAUAUGAACAUAUUUACAGAGAUAUUAAAUAUGUAUCAUGAAGUGCAGUUAUGAAUAUGUGUACGAAUUUGUAAACACAUAUCUAUAGGGAUAUGUAAGUAUAUACAAAUUCAUAGGUUAUGUUAACUAUCUGAAUGUAUUUUUUUUCUAUUUAGUAAAUUGUUUUUUAACACAUUGUCUCGUCAACUUGUUUUUGUAUCUAACUAAAUGUAUUUUAGGUAAGACUCUCUCUCUCUAUCUAUCUAUUUCUCAAUCUAUUUAUCUCUCUGUCUAUCUCUUUCUCUCUCUAUCUAUCUACCUGUAGAUCUGUCUCUCCCUUAAUCUAUAUACUUC